GGGGCAUUCCUUGUAGCGAAGGAAAACUGAGAAAGACAUUCUGAAUUUUGCCUGGAGGUUUAGAGAGCUGGCAUUGUUCUAUUGCAUUUCAACGUAAACAAUGCCAACCAAACCAUCAGAAAACUGUCGUUAAUUUCACAUGACAUUGGUCACCACAAAAUUAUUACCAUGGCAACACAAGCAGCAGUUCAUAAACGCAACCUUGAGAGUUCCAUCCUCUUCAUGCAGACUGAGCAUGCUCAAACACUAAAGGGUCUCCAUGAAGAAAUCAAGAACCUCCAGAAAAAAUGCUCAGACCUAACAUUCCAACUGAAUAUGCAAGGUAUAGGCGAUGAUUCUCCGGGUACUCAAAGUGCUCAAAUAGAAGAAUUAAAGAAAGAAAUCCAAGAUCAAAUAAAAGAAAGGGCGGAGUAUUGUCAGGAGCUGCAGAGAAAGGACAAGCAAAUCAAACACCUGGAGACCGAUGUCAAGCGUACAAAAAUCAAGCACCAGGAGGAGCUGCGUAAGCGGAGUGAGUGGGAGGAUAAGUUACGAGCCGAUCUGGAAUCCAAGUCUAAUCAGGUAGCCUACUUGACAACAGAACUACAUAAGCUCAAAAGAUUACAGUUAGAAAGUGCUUCAAAACAGACUUACAUAGCUAAUGCUCAUGGCCUGGUUCCCGCCCCUCCAGGCCUUCCCAAGGAGAGGAUGUCAGGAAUAAGGCGAGGUCAUCGAGGGAUGCGCAAACCGGAGCCUGAAGAAAUCCAUCCUGUCCGCACUGGGUCUGGGAGUACGUCCAGGUCCGAUUCACCGGUUCUGGAGGCUGCCAGGUCUUUUAUUGAACGAGAUGAAGUUGAGCCAGAAAUUCGUGAACGCAAACUCCCAACACUCCCCCCUAUUAAAGCUGCCACUAAUGAACGCCAUGUCAUGUUCCAAAAAGUUGUACAACCCUCUCAUCGCAAAAAACAUGUGGAAAUCUCGCAGGAGGUGCAAGUGAUUGCUGUGGAUCACAUGCCCACAAAGGAGCAGAAGUGGGCCACCCACGCCCAGGAAUCAAGAAGUUCCGAAAUGAACUGAAACUUGUCACGUUUGCCAAAUAUUUUGUACUGUGUUGUGUUCCUUGUAUCAGUUGUUUUUAUUUUAUGUAUGUUGAAGACUUGGGAUCUAGGGGACCAAGUGUAGCUCUGAUGCCUAUAAAUGAAAUGUGAAUGUGUGUUGAUUUCAUGAUAGAGUGAAUCUCUAUUUAUUUUCAAUCAUGACUUUUAUGUUAUUAUUGUAUGUUUAUUUUUAAAACAGAGAAGAAGCUGUGUUAUUUACAGAGAGUUCUGUAUCUUGUUAACUUGAUGCUUCACUCCGUCCUGGGUCUGUGGUCUUUCACAGUUACUGUGAUACAUUGACAAGUCACAAUUUAUAUUGGCAGUAUAACAUUUGUGACACUUUGUUACUUUGAGAAACUUUUUGGCAUAUCAUGUCUUGAUGUGCAUGAUAUAAUCUGUAAUAUUUUAUAAGUGAACUGCUUUUUAACUUUUGACAAAUUUUUAAUCAUUCUCUCCAAGUUUUUGAUAGAUUUUAAUUAUCAUUCAUUUUCUCACUUUGAGUUUUAAGCCAAAUUAAUAUUGUUGUUGUUUACUGUUGUUUUAAACUGUAAGCGAGUUUGCACCCAUCUUUAGUGUAAAUAAAACAGUUUUUUUUUUCAACAUUGUUCUGUUGUUUAAGAUC
Magallana angulata is the source of this 1698-nucleotide messenger RNA. Its product is annotated as coiled-coil domain-containing protein 92-like. The record is from RefSeq and is a predicted model, not a curated record. The transcript has 4 exons. Bases 169 to 1056 code for a protein of 295 amino acids. Lineage: Eukaryota; Metazoa; Mollusca; Bivalvia; Ostreida; Ostreidae.